Aplysia californica (California sea hare) is the source of this 1447-nucleotide messenger RNA. Its product is annotated as non-homologous end-joining factor 1. The transcript is spliced from 7 exons. Gene Ontology annotation, biological process: double-strand break repair via nonhomologous end joining. Gene Ontology annotation, molecular function: DNA end binding. NCBI's taxonomy places the organism in Eukaryota, Metazoa, Mollusca, Gastropoda, Aplysiida, Aplysiidae. The record is from RefSeq and is a predicted model, not a curated record. Gene Ontology annotation, cellular component: nucleus; DNA ligase IV complex. The coding region runs from base 147 to 1169 and encodes 340 amino acids.
CAAGAAAGGAGUAUAAACUUCCGGCGAAAUAUCGAAAGUUCCCCAAGCCUUCAAAACAACAUUCAACUUAGCCUGUAGACUUAAUUCAAGAUUUACAUUAUAUUGACUUUGAUUUUUGAUAUUCACGCCCCAGGAAGGCAUUGAAUAUGGCAGAACUUAAUUGGAGGCGGCGGUGGAAACCAGAUCUAUGUGCAUGCUCCUGGCGUCCUUUAGAUGUACCGUCUGAUGACGGCAAUAAGUAUUUAAUCAAGGCAAAAUUUGACAACAGUUCCUACGAAGUUAUUGUCACGGACUUGACCAGUUUUUGGUACGAGAAAUUAUCCGGUGAUGCUUUAAAGAAAAGAGUGUCAAAACUGAACCCCAGUAUCGAGGCUCCUCUGACCAAAAUCCUUUCCCACGUUGAAACAAACCUUGGAGCAGAAAGCAAGGAGAGCAAGCUGACCCUGACACACAAAGAUGACAGUGUCAACAUCAAAAUGACUUCGCAGUUGGCUGGCAUGCCUUUCUCUUUUGUUUUCCAUACUGUCCUAAAUGAAGAAGACAUGGGUAAAAAGCAUUUGGCUCUCCCACUCAUGGCAAUGGUCGGGGAACUAUAUCGACAACAACAAGAGCUCUUCAAGAUUUUGGCAACGAAAGAUAAAGAAAUUGAUGACUACAAGUCUCAAGGGGUGAAGGCCACAAGGAAGCAUAUUGAGACAACCCCUUUUGAUGUGCUGGUAUUUCGAAACAGUAUGGUGACAUCAAAAGGUUUUGAGAACGAAGUCAAGGCAUCGGGCAGCCAAGCCUUCACAUCGUUGGGGCAAGAACUGUACCGGGAAAUAGCCACAAAGCAGGCUUGGCUCAACAGUGGAUCAGACCCUCAAGAUGAUGAUGUGGACAACGGUGUGGCCAUGGAGGGUGGGGAAACCAGGUCAGUCGGCGCUCCGAGCGUGGAGUCGUGGGCUAGUCGGCUGCCAUCAUCCAUUGCCCCUCGGAACGUGUCACCGGCAAAAACGUCGCCGGGCAAGUCACCGCCGGUCAGCCCAGCAUCGUCCAAAGCCUCCAGCACCGAUGUUACACCAGUCAAGGACUCGGAGUUGCUGCGUCGUCAAGCUCUGGAGAGAAAGUUGGAACAGGAAGAGGCUAAGCAGCAUGACAAAGCCAAGAAGAAGAAAAAGUUAAAGUUUUAACCCAUAAGAACAUGUAGAGCCAUUUCACUCUCAUGAUUUCUUGUUUUGUGACGUUUUUGCCAAAUUUAAUGUGAUCCUUUGCCAAUGUACUUGACCAUGAAGCAAGAAAUCAAUUUCCUUUGUAAUUUUUGUUACUUUUAAUGGCUUAAUAUCAAGAACAAAAUUCUCACCCCCCGGCAUUGCUACUGACUAAGGUAUCCCCAGGCCGUUCCCAAAGGGGGGAUAUUAACACAUUCCUAUGCACAGUAGAAUUGUAAAUGGGCUGAUUUAUCAAUGUC